GCGGCCAAAUUGACACCAGCUCCCAGCCUGCUCAUACCUCCAACAUUGCCCAUCCAUUGACUGGCACACAGGUGUGGAGUACAUGUUCCCUCCUCUCGCUUCUCUUCCCACCUUUCCAGUUCUGACAGGUCCUUGCUGACUCUCUCCACCCUGGAUUUGCCCCCAGUCUCCUCUCUGAGGGCAGUACCUUUCCAGCUCCCACCAUUAAGCAGGGUAGCUCUGAAGGAGGGAGAGAAGUGAGAGCAAGAGACAUGGGUGUUUCUGGGCCUUCAAGCCCUUGAGUACACACCUGUCACCCAAACACCCAGGUUCCUGCAGACCUCUGUGUCCCAGAGAAAUAGCCAUGUGUCUUCCCAGGUUCUCCACAGAAGACUUAAGUAUUCAGACUCCUGUAUUUCCUUCUUUCUCUCACUCCUUCAUUCCUUCAGUUUCUCCUCCUCCCUCCCCCUCCCACUCUUUCUUCCACACUUUUACCUUCUUCAUCAAUUCCCCCUCAGGGAUCUUCUCCUUUCUUCUUUGCUGAAGGCUCCCACUGUCUCUCUGACCCUCCUUUUCUCUCCUCCUGGGCCAUCCUUGAAUUCUGGCUGAAGGGAGAUAAUGAAAGGAAAGCUCCUCCUUUUGGCCUUCAUCAGCUCAGAGGCUGUCCUUCUGAGGGCAGUCUCCCCAGAGGUCCCCCAAUAACCCCUAGGCACCGGGCACCUGAUGAGGGAUUCUCACUCAUGGCAUUUGGGGGAAAACAGGAAAUGCUGUGAAAUGCUGACUUCUACACAAAGCAGCCUUUGCGGCUCAGCUGACCGCUAACAUGCGAAGUGACCGAAGAUCCGCCACUAUGAUGCCGCUGCUGAGAACGUUGCAGUGUAUGAGAUCCUUCACCGCCAUUAGCACCCUCUUCCCAGUUUCACAGCCACAACUCUGUGGGUCAGGUGAGGUUUUCCUACGUUUACAAGUAAGAAAACGGAACUUAGAAAGGUGAAGAGGCUGCCUAAAAUCACAUCUGGGGUGUGGUGAACCUGAGGCUGGCUCUUUCUACCACUCACACUAAAAUGAUUCCAACGUUUCAGAGAUAGCACAUCUUUCAUUUCAUUCUCACAUCAAUCCUGUGAGGUGGACAACAACCCUGCCAAGGAGAAUCAGCAGUUCAAAGGAGGUGAAAUGGCUUGCUUACAGCCCCACAGCAGACUCCAAGCCCCGAACUCCAAAAGGAAAGGAGGAAGAAGGGCUCAGCCCUCGCCAGCCAGCAGCCAGGGAUGCUGCCCAGGUCUCUGCCAGGAAAACCUGGAGAGAUCCGGGUCCUGCCCCCUGACCUUUUACUCUGCCAGCCGGGAAGUGGGGAGCUGGAGGGGUAGGGAGGGGGAGAAGCCUCAGCUCGUUCCCAAGACAGAGUCCCCACUUGGGCACAUGCCCUGGGGUGAGGCUUCUUUGGGAAGCCGAAGGCCUUGAACUCUGUGCCGAAGGGGUCCCGGGCGGAGAAAAGCCCCGGAGACCUGGAAGCCUUAGCCCAGGAUGAGUGGAACGCGGAAAGGAGCCCCAGGGACUGGGUGCGAGAGCAAGAGCUGGACCAGCUCCUCUCCUGCGGGGUCGGGGCCCUUGGAGUUGCCAGGAGGAAUCUCCCGGGGACGCGGCGCGGCGUGGGGCGGAGCAGCCCCUCCGGUCUUCUCGAGAGUGGGCACUGAGAGGCCGCGAGGGCCAGGCCCGGGUUUUGUGUGUUUCCAGGAGGUCUGGGCUUCCCGGCCACCCGGAGGAGCAACAGGGAGCCUUCCAUUCUGGGCAGAAGCCCAAGGAGGCCCGCGCUUUCUCUGAAAGUGAAAGGAGUGGGCGGGGGGCGCGGCCGAGGCGGGGCCCAGGCGAGCGGCCGCGCAGGCUCCGCCUCGGGGCAGUCUCAAGCCUGGGGCGCCGAGCGGCUCCAGUACCCGCCGCGCCGCGGGCUGGUGGGCUCCCCGGCGGCUCUCUUGCUGGGAAAUGACCCUGCCCGGGGGCCCGACGGGCAUGGCGCGACCGGGAGGCGCGGGGCCCUGCAGCCCCGGGCUGGAGCGGGCCCCGCGCCGGAGUGUCGGGGAGCUGCGCCUGCUUUUCGAGGCGCGCUGCGCCGCGGUUGCCGCCGCCGCCGCCGCAGGGGAGCCCCGGGCCCGCGGGGCCAAGCGGCGGGGGGGACAGAUCCCCAACGGGCUUCCGCGGGCUCCCCCUGCCCCGGUGAUCCCGCAGCUGACUGUGACGGCCGAGGAGCCGGACGUGACCCCGGCCAGCCCCGGGCCGCCCAAGCCGGAGGGUGGCUGGCUCCCGGCCGCGGGCUCGUCGCACCUGCAGCAGCCGCGCCGCCUCUCCACCUCGUCGCUCUCCUCCACUGGCUCCUCGUCGCUGCCCGAGGACUCGGAGGACGAUCUUCUGAGCGACAGCGAGAGCCGGAGCCGCGGCAACGUGCAGCUGGAAACAAGCGAGGACGUGGUUCAGAAAAGCCACUGGCAGAAGAUCCGGACCAUGGUGAAUCUGCCCGUCAUGAGCCCUUUCAAGAAGCGCUACUCCUGGGUGCAGCUGGCAGGGCACACGGGGAGUUUCAAGGCGGGCAGCAGCGGGAUGAUUCUGAAGCGUAGCUCAGAGCCCGAGCGCUACUGCCUGGCACGGCUCAUGGCGGACGCGCUGCGCGGCUGCGUGCCCGCCUUCCACGGUGUGGUGGAGCGCGACGGCGAGAGCUACCUGCAGUUGCAGGACCUGCUCGACGGCUUCGAUGGGCCCUGCGUACUUGACUGCAAGAUGGGCGUCAGGACUUACCUGGAAGAGGAGCUGACCAAAGCCCGCGAGCGGCCCAAGCUGCGGAAGGACAUGUACAAGAAGAUGCUGGCCAUAGACCCUGCGGCACCCACCGAGGAGGAGCACGCGCAGCGCGCGGUCACUAAGCCGCGCUACAUGCAGUGGCGAGAAGGCAUCAGCUCCAGUACCACGCUCGGCUUCCGCAUCGAGGGCAUUAAGAAAGCCGACGGCUCCUGCAGCACAGACUUCAAGACCACGCGAAGCCGGGAGCAGGUGAUUCGCGUCUUCCAGGAGUUUGUGCAAGGGGAUGCCGAAGUGCUGAGGAGGUAUCUGAACCGCCUGCAGCAGAUCCGGGACACACUGGAGGUCUCUGAGUUCUUUAGGAAGCACGAGGUGAUCGGCAGCUCGCUCCUCUUCGUGCAUGAUCACUGCCACCGCGCCGGCGUAUGGCUCAUCGACUUCGGCAAGACCACGCCCCUCCCCGACGGCCAGACCCUGGACCACCGGCGGCCCUGGGAGGAGGGCAACCGAGAGGACGGCUACUUGCUGGGGCUGGACAAUCUCAUUGGCAUCCUGGCCAGCCUGGCUGAGAGAUGAGGCUGGGUCCCUGUCCCCACGGACCGGAGGGUCUGACAGAAGGACAUGCGCCUGCAUCCCCGCCAUGCAUGCAGGCGAGAGACUGAAACCCCGCGGUGCGGGGCGGUUCAUACAGUCCUAUAGGGCCAGGUGCCGACCACUACAGGACACACUGCACGCGCAGGGCCUGGCCCCCAUAAAAGCCCCAGUGUUCCCAGAGCUGAUGACACUAAUUUACCGGGCAAGGGAGGAGUAGAAGUGGGAUGAGUGGCUUCUUCUUCAGCCCAGCUCUUCUGAGGGGGCUCCAUACCUCUCCAGAGAAGCCAGAUAAUGAACUUUAUUUCACAGGUACUAGAUCUAUUGGUCUGGCCUCCCACACUACAAUGGACUCCCCUUCCCAAUAAAACUCAAAGACACCAGCUU
This is a messenger RNA of Aethalodelphis obliquidens (Pacific white-sided dolphin), 3744 nucleotides long. RefSeq names its product inositol-trisphosphate 3-kinase A (gene ITPKA). Lineage: Eukaryota; Metazoa; Chordata; Mammalia; Artiodactyla; Delphinidae. Gene Ontology annotation, cellular component: nucleus; cytoplasm. The coding region runs from base 1960 to 3342 and encodes 460 amino acids. Gene Ontology annotation, biological process: phosphatidylinositol phosphate biosynthetic process; inositol phosphate biosynthetic process. Gene Ontology annotation, molecular function: inositol hexakisphosphate kinase activity. The transcript is spliced from 7 exons. The record is from RefSeq and is a predicted model, not a curated record.